Callorhinchus milii (elephant shark) is the source of this 1515-nucleotide messenger RNA. Its product is annotated as TOM1-like protein 1. NCBI's taxonomy places the organism in Eukaryota, Metazoa, Chordata, Chondrichthyes, Chimaeriformes, Callorhinchidae. The record is from RefSeq and is a predicted model, not a curated record. Gene Ontology annotation, biological process: signal transduction. The coding region runs from base 63 to 1409 and encodes 448 amino acids. The transcript has 16 exons. Gene Ontology annotation, molecular function: phosphatidylinositol binding; clathrin binding; ubiquitin binding. Gene Ontology annotation, cellular component: membrane; endosome.
CCGAGCCUCGGGCUGCGGCUGUGGUCCGGGUGGGAACCGGUGUCGGGAUCGGGGACAGGAGAAUGGCUUUCAGCAAAAAACACAAAGAUGCCUUCGGCUCCUCCGUGGGACAGCUGGUCGCCAGAGCGACGAUUGGGACUUUGAGCUGUGAGGACUGGGAACGCUUCCUCCAUGUCUGUGAUGUCAUCAAUGUGACUGCGGAUGGCCCGAGGCAGGCAGUGGAAGCGUUGAAGGAGAGGAUCAGAGGUAACAGAAACUACAGAGAGGUUCGGUUGGCUUUAUCGCUACUGGCCCUGAUGGUGAGGAGGUGCCGGCCGGAGCUGCGGCAGGCCGUGUUCCGCAGGGAGUUUGUGCGGGACGUCCUGGCCAAAGUGCUGAAACCCAAAUACAACCCCCCCAUCGACGUCCAGAGCCACAUCCUCAGCCUCAUCCAGCUCUGGGCCACGAGUUUCCAGGGUGGGGUGGAUGUCAGUGAGGUGCAGCAGUUGUUUACGGAGAUGAAAGGGAAAGGGAUGAUAUUCCCAGCUCCAGGAAGCCUCCCGGCGGGAGACACGGGUGCAGUGAGUGACAGAGCGACGGCUCCGCCCACCUCCCCGGGCCCCCAGCAACCCAGCCCCCUCCUCACCCCCGUCACCUUGAAGCCCGAGCAGGUUGGAAAGCUGCACAGCGAGCUGGACAUGGUGGAAAUGAACAUCAAAGUCAUGUCCGAAAUUUUACUGCAGAACGUUCCAGGCUCUGAGAAUGCUGAGGAUAUGGAGCUUCUACAGAAGCUGCUGUGUGUGUGUGAUGAGAUGGGGGAGCGGGUUACGGAGCUGCUGAUACGGGUGGUGGAUGGGGACAUGAUGGUGCGUCUGCUGCAUGUCAACAAGGAGCUCAACAACGUCCUGCUCCGUUACCACAGAUUUAAGCGAAGUCAAGUCAGUCUGGCUCGCAACUCCGAGCGAGAGGCACCUCCGCAGACCCCCAGCUCCGAGCCCUCGGCCCCAUGCUCCGUGAACAAUCUCAUUGACUUCAGAUUCUCUUCAGCCCCAGGACUGCUCCCCAUUGCCGGUCUGGGAAUCGCCAACGCUGCACAGAGUGACCAGCCGGUGCCCUCGCUGCCCACACACAGCCCCGGCUCAGAGUGCCCCUCAGCCACACAGCAGCAGAUGGCAGGUGCCCACUGGGAGUCGCUCUAUAGCAAUGUUUCCCAGCCUGAGUGGCCCACGCUGACACCGGCCAACACACUCACCCCAAUCUGUGCCCCCUCCCACACCGAACUCCUCCCAGCCUCACACAGGGGAAGUCCCCGGCCUGGCCCUUGGAAACCUACAGCUGCUGAGCUAAUAGCUAUGGAGUUUGACCCUCUUGUCGCCACUACCACUGAAUCUAUUCCUGACGUGAUAAACAAGAGCAACUCGGAAUGCUGACCUGCUCGGAGCAGUCUCCCUGUGACCAGGAAUGUGAUGGAUUCCCCCCAUGGCCAACUCAGCACCAACCCACCGUGACAUUUAAUAUUCAGCCUCUCAGUGUCCC